AUGAGAAUUCGAGUCCGUGGACCUUCAGGGCAGUCAACUGUUACUUUGGAUGAUACCGCAACCAUCCAAGACCUUCAAACCCAAAUUGCGGAGAAGACCGGUCUUGCUACUUUUGACGUUAAAUAUGGAUAUCCUCUCAAACCACUUGGGCUUGACAGCUUCCAACCAGACCAGAAGAUCUUAGAAAUUGGGAUAAAUCUAAACGGAGAGUCACUCAUCGUCGCACAGAAAGAAGGCGCCACCCGAGGCGUGAGCGACGAUGCGCCAACAGCCCCUAUAGCGCCAUCGCAGCCAUCGCAGCCAUCGCAGCCAUCGAUAUCGCAAAGACCACAAGAGAACGCCGAAGACCCACCAGAAAUCGCCUCCCCAGAUCAUGCCGGGACGUUCGUUCUCCGGGUGAUGCCCGAUGACAACUCGUGCCUUUUCCGAGCAGUGGGCGCUGCCGUCAUGGGCGAUAUGGACACGAUGGUUGAGCUACGAUCGAUUAUUGCAGGAACUAUUCAAUCAAAUCCGACGGAAUAUACAGCGGCGAUUUUGGGCAAAAAGCCGGACGAAUACUGUACUUGGAUCCAGAACGAGGACUCGUGGGGUGGCGCCAUCGAGCUCAAGAUUCUCAGCGAAUACUUCAAUAUCGAGAUAUGCUCCAUCGAUGUACAGACUCUGAACAUGUUCCAAUUUAAUGAGGGAGCACCGACGCGGUGUAUUGUGGUGUACUCGGGGAUUCACUACGAUGUCCUGGCGCUAUCCCCCUCUCGCCCGCCUUAUACUCGUGCCAACCCACUGCCACAUGGAGAUACCAAGAUCUUCGAGGCUGUGGAUCCGGUUGUUCUGCAAAAGGCCAAAGAAUUGUGCCGGGUGUUGCAAGGCAAGCACUACUACACAGACACUUCUGGGUUUACUGUUCGCUGUAACAUCUGCGGAGGCACAUUCACUGGAGAGAAGGGUGCUACGAAGCAUGCCGCGGAGACCGGGCAUUACGAUUUCGGAGAGGCGAGCUAG
Messenger RNA from Penicillium verrucosum, 999 nucleotides. Its product is annotated as ubiquitin-specific protease OTU1. Gene Ontology annotation, biological process: endoplasmic reticulum unfolded protein response; protein deubiquitination. The transcript has a single exon. Gene Ontology annotation, molecular function: cysteine-type deubiquitinase activity. NCBI's taxonomy places the organism in Eukaryota, Fungi, Ascomycota, Eurotiomycetes, Eurotiales, Aspergillaceae. The coding region runs from base 1 to 999 and encodes 332 amino acids. The record is from RefSeq and is a predicted model, not a curated record. Gene Ontology annotation, cellular component: nucleus; cytosol.